This is a messenger RNA of Colletotrichum truncatum, 771 nucleotides long. Its product is annotated as glycosyl hydrolase. Lineage: Eukaryota; Fungi; Ascomycota; Sordariomycetes; Glomerellales; Glomerellaceae. The record is from RefSeq and is a predicted model, not a curated record.
AUGGCGACCGCAGACCUUCAAACACCCCACCAACCCUUCCGGGUCCUGGUCUUCAGCAAGUCGACCGGGUACCGCCACGACUGCAUCCCCACGGCCGUAUCAGCCGUACGCGCUCUCGGCGUCCGUACGGGUUCAUUCGACGUCGACGCCACGGAGGACGCCGAGGCAGCCAUCACCGCUGAUUCUCUGUCCCGGUACAAGACGAUUGUGUUUCUGCACAACACAGGCAUCGACUUCCUCAACAAGGACCAGAUGUCGGCACUGAAGGCCUACAUACGAGGCGGAGGAGGCUUCGUGGGGGUGCACGCCGCCUCGUCGGGCAUGAAGAGCGACGAGUGGUACGGCAAGCUAGUUGGCGCCUACUUUGAUUUCCACCCGGCGCCCGAGGAGGGGACGGUGGUCGUCGAGGACGCGAAACACUACAUCACGGCCGCUGGGGAGACGGAUGCGUGCGCUUGUACGGAGAGGACAUGGAUGGACGAGUGGUACAACUUCACCUCGCACCCCAGACGCAACGGCAACCUCCACAUCCUGGCCCGGGGCGACCCGUCUACUUUUGCGGGCGGAGUAAUGGGCGACGACCACCCGCUAGCGUGGUGCCAGGAGUUUGAGGGCGGGAGAUCCUUCUACACGGCACUAGGCCACUUUGACGAGGCGUACGCGGAUGAAUGGUUCAUGGGUCAGAUUCUCAGGGCUAUUUACUGGACUGCCCGUGUGAAUAAGGGAAGCUUUUCAGGUCAUGAUUCAGUAGUAGGGAGCGAAAGCAAGUAA